AGUCCCUGAGAUUCAGUAUCUCUUUUUUCAGUCUUGAGGCUUUUUAAAAAGAGCCAGAAGUCUCAAUGUUGGACGUGCUAUGACAGCGUCAUUACUACUACAUCCACGCUGGAUUGACCCGGUGAUGUUCCUUUACGACAACGGUUUAGAUGAAGUGAAUAAAAACAUGGACGGAUUUGCGGGAGGCAACUUUGCUGCGAACCAAUGCAGGAAUCUGAUGGCCCAUCCUGCAUCCCUGGCUCCUAGCACUGCUUAUACAUCGAGUGAAGUGUCAGCUUCUGGCAUUGCUGAACCUGUCAAACAGUGUAGCCCCUGUUCUGCAGCUCAGAGUUCUUCUAGUGCUUCUCUUCCGUAUGGAUACUUUGGCAGCGGCUAUUAUCCUUGCAGGAUGGCACAUCAGAGUAGCAUUAGAUCCUGUGCACAGCCUUCAGCCUAUGCAGAAAAGUACAUGGAUACAUCAGUCUCCGGAGAAGAAUUCACGUCUAGAGCAAAAGAACUGGCUUUUUACCAGGGCUAUACUACUAGCCCAUAUCAGCACGUACCGAGCUACUUAGAUGUUCCGGUAGUCCCGACUAUUAGCGGCCCUGGAGAGCCGAGGCAUGAUACAUUGUUGCCAAUGGAAAGUUACCAGCCUUGGGCGAUCACAAAUGGGUGGAACGGGCAAGUUUACUGCUCUAAAGAACAAACCCAGCCAUCACAUCUCUGGAAAUCCACGAUGCAAGAGGUUGUCACACACCCUGGGGAUGCAAAUUCAUUUCGUCGAGGAAGAAAAAAACGAGUUCCUUAUACUAAGGUGCAGCUUAAAGAACUCGAGAGGGAAUACGCGACCAACAAAUUCAUUACGAAGGACAAGCGAAGAAGAAUAUCGGCUACUACUAACUUGUCGGAAAGACAAGUCACAAUUUGGUUUCAGAACCGGAGAGUAAAAGAGAAGAAAGUUGUUAAUAAGCUAAAGACAAGCUAGCGAUACGAUGAUACGAUGUCACCAUGGACAAAUUAACUUAAAAAGUGACCAACAAAACAAAAUACUAAAUGUACACAGUUCUCUCCAGCAGUGUCUGUUAACUUCAGUUUCAUAGGUAAAUAUGAAGAAAAUAUUGUUCUCUGAAGUGUUCCAAAGGUAACGUCGUAAAAGAGAAAAACAAACACACACAAGGUUACGCAAUUGCUGUAGAAACCUGAACAAUUGAUGUAAAUAUAUUAAAAAGCUUCAAGCUUCUAUGGUUAGUUUGUAACUACAUUUGUAUUAUAUUUCACAAAGCAUGUAGAAAUAAGGGGGUAUUAAAUAUUGUACAGUUAAAAUAUGUACUGAUCUGUACUGCAUGGUUGUUAAUGCUCAGGUAAUUUUUCAGUCUUAGAAAAGUAUAAAAUAUGCAUUUAUACACUCAUUCUUUUUUUAAGUGGAAACAGAUUAUUUAAUGGGCACUGAAAUAGAUUUCAUUUGCGUUAAUCACAAAAGCAUGUGUUAAAUAUAUAAAAGCUUAACUUUUUAUGAAAGAGGCAGUUUUUCAACUUGAGUUUUUCAGCUAUUGAAAAUAUCAUUCUACAUUCUGUACAAUUUCAUAAUUAUAAAUUACAUAAUAUUUCACAAGUUGAUGACUUCAUUAUACUUUAUUGAUAAAAUGUUGGUAUUAUUGUUUCACUGUUUUAAAAAUAUCUAUGAAUAAACGAGUACCAAAUGUAAAAAAUGCUUCUGACAGGUUGCCUAUAUAAAUCAUGUUGAAUAUCUAAGCAAAGAAAAUAAUAAAUUCAAAGAAUAUUCUGUCCA
Messenger RNA from Erpetoichthys calabaricus (reedfish), 1768 nucleotides. It is a transcript of the gene hoxa13b, whose product is annotated as homeobox A13b. The transcript has 2 exons. The record is from RefSeq and is a predicted model, not a curated record. Lineage: Eukaryota; Metazoa; Chordata; Cladistia; Polypteriformes; Polypteridae. The coding region runs from base 80 to 964 and encodes 294 amino acids. Gene Ontology annotation, molecular function: RNA polymerase II cis-regulatory region sequence-specific DNA binding; DNA-binding transcription factor activity, RNA polymerase II-specific. Gene Ontology annotation, biological process: regulation of transcription by RNA polymerase II.